CUCUGUGUGGAACAAUGUAAAAUGGCAAACGAACGUCGUGCUGAUCAUAAGUCAGGUCUCGGAUUUAAACUCUAUUCAUUUUUUAAUCGGAUUUUGGAUCGAAUCUAUGUAAAAUUUGGUAUUUUCUGGACCCAAGCCCGGCCCUGAUCAGGUCUUUGGCCCUUCCGUUCGACCUUCUCACUUCGCUAAAAAGUUGGGAGUUAGAAUUUAAGCUUCGGGUGCCGUUCCCAACGACCGGAAAUGGCCCCUCCGCCGCCCGCCGUCGCAAACGCCGCCCGCCGCCUCAGCCGCGCUCUGCUUUUGGCCGCGAAGCCCUCUCGGUCCUGGACCCCUGCCCUCGAGCAAGCCCUCCACGGCUUCCUCCUCUCCCCUCCCCAUCGCCCCGCCGCCGUCCCCCUCACCCCGUCCCUCGUCGCCGCCGCCAUCGACCCCCACCUCCUCCGCCACCACCCCCUCGCCGUCGGCCUAUUCCACUGGGCCUCGCAGCAGCCGGGCUUCUCCCACUCCCCGGAGUCCUUCCACUCCCUCCUCAAAUCCCUCGCUCUCUCCCGCCAGCGCCACUCCCUCCAAUCCCUCCUCAAACUCGCCCGAGCUCAAAAAGUUCCUCUUUUUCCCUCCUCCUACCAUCUCGCCAUCUCCUCCCUCUUGCUCUGCGGCAAGACCCUUGAAGCUGCCGAGCUCAUCGAGCAGGCCACAGCCGACGCCGGCGAAGAAUUGCCCCCAGCUCUCUACAAUUCCCUUCUCGCUGCUCUUGCCUCCGAUGGGUUUCUACAGCUCGCAAGAAAGGUAUCUGAUAGAAUGCUCAGGAGAGGCAUUAUGUUUAAUGAUGUCGGCUUUGGCGUUUACAUUGGCAAAGUUUGUAGAGUGCAAGAAUUUGAUAGAACUUUAAGUUUGGUCGAGCAAAUAAAGCAGCGAUUCUGUGAGAUUAAUGGGUCGCUCAUUGCUGCUUUGAUUGUAGAUGGGCUUUGCCGAGAGGGGAGGAUUGAGAAUGCUUGGCAUGCUUUGGAGGAGCUUAGAAGCCGAGGCUGUAAACCUGAUUUUAUUGCAUAUAGGAUAGUGUCAGAAGGAUUUAGAGUGGUUGGUAGGGUGGAGGAAGCCAUGAAGAUUUUGAAACAGAAGAGGAAGCUUGGGGUGGCACCGAGAGCAAAUGAUUAUAGGGAAUUCAUUCUUUCUUUGAUAUCAGAUAGAAGAAUUCGGGAGGCAAAGGAAUUGGGUGAAGCAAUAGUAGGGGGAGAUUUUCCGAUUGAGGAUGAUGUGCUUAAUGCCUUGGUUGGAUCGGUUUCAGCCAUUGAUCCUGACUCGGCAGUCUCAUUCUGCAUGUACAUGAUUGGGAAGGAGAGGUUCCCAAGCCUCACAAUGCUGAGCAAUUUGAGUAGGAAUCUUUGCAAGAAUGGGAAGAGUAAUGAAAUGUGGGAUGUCUUUAAGGUCCUUUCAGAAAAGGGUUAUUUUUCAGGGGUGGAGCAGUACAAUGUGAUGGUGUCAUUCUUGUGCAAGGCUGGAAGACUGAGGGAAGCCUAUGACAUAUUUAAGGAGAUGAAGACAAAGGGAUUUGGCCCGGAUAUUUCUUCUUAUAAUGUGUUGAUGGAAGCUUGUUGCAGAGAGGACCUUCUACGCCCUGCUAAGAAGCUAUGGGAUGAGAUGUUUGCGAACAGGUGUAGUGCAAAUCUGCAGACUUAUAAUAUCCUCAUCCGAAAAUUAUUGGAAGCUGGGGAAAUUGAUGAAGCUCGGCACCUUUUUCAUCACAUGUUGGAGAAAGGAGUCACCCCUGAUAGCAUUACCUACACAUCAAUCAUCAAAGCUUUGUGUCUAGAAAAGAGGUUAGACGAGGCAAUUGACAUCUAUAACAAGUCCAUGCAACAAGAUGUUGUACUUGCUGGUUCUGCAUUGAGUAUGCUAACUCUUACUCUUUGUCAGGAAGGUGAUUUUGUUGCAGCUUCUGGUGUGAUACGUGGGCUGCCUUCCAAUAUUGAAAACUAUGACUCACAUGUCAUUUUGCUAAAGAGCUUGACAGAUGCUGGAGAAGUUGAGAUGGCUAUUAAGCACAUAGAAUGGGUCAGGAAUAACUCUGCUUCCAAGUUACAAGCAAUAUUAGAUGAGCUUUUGUCGUCUCUUUCUACAGCCCCAAACCUAGAGCCUAUUUUGCACUUUCUUCGAACAAUGCACGGCCAUGGCCUUGUUUCUGACAACAGUCCAUGGAUGAAUUUUUUGGAUGGCUAUUGCAUCUGAACCAAAGUGUCCUUUUGGGUUCUUGGACUCUUUAAAUUGCUGGUCAAAUGUUUGUUCUAUGUAAGAACAGUGCAGAUUGUGUUAUAUCAGGAAACAUUUCCCCCAGCUGACGUGAUCACAUGUAUACCUAUUUAUAUGACGGAGCUGGUAUUCCUUAUCUUCCUUUAGAGGUCAGUUGGCUGGAUUGGGUGCCUCCGCUGCCAAUCAGGUGUGGAAUGGUAUCACAUGCAGAGGUAGGGUUACAUCAUGUGGAGUUGAGCUGUUCACAGGACAUUACAGCGGCAUCUUUUUAGUCUCUCAUUGGAAGCAGGCAGCAUCUUUUUAGUGCCUCAUUGGAAGCAGUGCAGAUUGUGUUAUAUCAGGAAACAUUUCCCCCAGCUGACGUGAUCACAUGUAUGCCUAUUUAUACGAGGGAGCUGGAAUUCCUUAUCUUCCUUUAGAGGUCGGUUGGCUGGAAUGGGUGCAUCUGCUGCCAAUGAGGUGUGGAAUGGUAUCACAUGCAAAGGUAGGGUUACAUCAUGUGGAAUUGAGCCGUUCACAGGACAUUACAGCAGCAUCUUUUUAGUGCCUCAUUGGAAGCAGGCAGCAUCUUUUUAGUGCCUCAUUGGAAGCAGGUAAGACAGGUGUUUUGAAAUAAAACUGACUGGUUUUAAACCCAUUCAAAAUCUCAUAGGAGCAAAACAGAUUAUUGGUUAAAGAUGGAGAAUAAUCUUUUAAUUAAAGACUGAAUGAAGAUAAACUUUGUCAUUUUUCCUAAAGUUUGUCCAAGAAGUAUAAGAGUAUUCCAUUUGGAGUUUGCUCAAGCUGGAGAAUAAGAGACCAAAUGAAGAUAAAACAUCUUUUUGUCUGAAGUAUGGCCAAGAAAUAUAAUAGUGUUCCAUUUGAGUUUGCUCAGGUCCUCAGUAUCCUCUUUAGUAUUAUAGAGAUGGGGAGGUCCAGUUUAUGAAGUUAAAUCAUUUAACUACCAUUCUUGUGGCCUGUGAUGAUGCAGGACCCCCGACGUACAUGUGAGAUGGUGCUUUUGAUGCAUGACUCCCGCAUCAUCAUGGGCUGUCUGGGUAUUGGCCUGGUGGAAUCCCUUCAUAGACCAGACCCCUCUAGUCUCCAUAUCAACAGAAGAUCUGAAUUCGCAGUUAGGAAAUGGCGGGAUAUCCAAACAGGCCCUUUUUAAUAAGUUUUUAUAUAAAUCAUGUGAGUUAGGGCAUGGCACAUGCAAUUCAUGCGACUUGGAGUUAGGGAAAUGUGGAGCUUGGCAAACUGAGCACAUAGGAGUUUGGCUUAUAUGAUGGAAUAUGACAACAACAACCAUCAUAAAUAAGCAUUCCCUCUUUUUUUUUUUUUCUAAGCAUUUAGGUCAAGUAAUGAGGUCCAAACAGUUGUCUUAAUUAGGAUGUAGCUAGAUAGUUUUCUUGAAUGAACGUCCAAGAAGUCCAUGGAUCUGAUGAAAGUUGAAAAUCCACUUACCCUGUCAGAAUAUUUUGAUGCAUUAUAAUGCACUAGUUGCAUGGUUGACAAUUCUCAGUCUCCAUUCAAAAAGCAAAAUCUUUUAGAACAAAAGGUAGUGAACUCAUUAAACCUUUAUGACAAUUGUACAUGCAAAUUCACGACCAUAAUUUUUCAAGAAAAAUAAAAAAUUAUUUGUUUGAGUGGUUGUACU
Molecule: messenger RNA, 3883 nt
Organism: Elaeis guineensis (African oil palm)
Lineage: Eukaryota; Viridiplantae; Streptophyta; Magnoliopsida; Arecales; Arecaceae
Source: RefSeq, a predicted model, not a curated record